ACAACUACUACGGUACUCCAAAGCCUCCAGCAGAGCCAACCCCAUUAUUGUUAAAUGUAACAGACCAGUUACUCCCCGGUGCAACACCCAGUGCUGAAGGCAAACGCAAAAGAAACAAGUCGGUGAGCAAUAUGGAGAAGACUGGAAUAGAGCCCCCAGAGGAAGAGGAGGAAGAAAGAGCUGUCGUCAAUGGAAACGACAUGGUAAUAACACCAGGUCAGUGCUUUUCCUCUUACUAUGUCCCACGUGGAUUUCAGCUCCUUGCCAUUGUAGCUAAAGGCAAAAGAGCAGUGACGUUACAGCAAGCAGCAUGGCGUGAAAUUUAUGAUAGCUAAACUGAGCCACCCAGUGCUGCUCAGAGGACCAGGCCAGGCAUUUUUUUUAAAUGGGAGAUUUAGAACAGGCAACAACAGUGGGGCCCACUGGCAAUGCUGGAUUUAGGGUGCUGUGGGUGGUUCCCCACCCCACAGGGCACCGAGUUGAGGGGACACAUGAUGAUGAUGAUAAUGAUGAUACAACCUAAAUUUAUACAAGAACCUAUCUACUCAAAGUUAGGGGGCGCCAAAUUUUGUCCUCGCUUAAGGUGCCAUAUUAUCAAAGUCUGCCCUUGGCGGAUGCCAGGUGCUGAAACUUGGAUAUGACCCCAGAAUCCAUUAUUUCAUUGACUCAAAGUCAGGGCUUGCAAUUACAGACACUGCUGCUUUGCCCUGCUUCUGUCUUGAACUGUGUCUGGAGAUCAUGUUGUUUAAAGUGCAGGUGUGGUCUAUCCCAGCUGCCUACUUCUCUGAUAGUUUCUAGCCAUCAAGAAUCUUUUCUGGCCCAUACUUGCAUUGUGCUCGGAAGAAUUCAAGUCAUUUCUGUAUUGGUUUACCUCAUACUUGAGGGAGGUCAAGAAGGUUAUCGAAUUGGGUCUCUCAAUCUGCCUUUUAAUCACAAAAUUGUUUUUAAUGUAAGAAAUUAAUUGAACAGUUCAAAAGUGUGCAUCACAUAAAAGAUUCUGAAAACUCUUAAGUUUUCAUGUGUAGGAAAUAGGUGUUUCAUUUGUCUUACGUAGAAACAGAAUAUAUGUGAUUUAGAACCUAAUAAUCCUAUUGAAAAAAGAAGUUUCAAUAAAAAGAGUGAAAUAUUAUUUCCCGAAGCAUAGAUUGAAGGAUAAAUCAUUGCAUUAAAAGCUUCUGAAUAUACAGCACAUAAAAAACAAUAAAUCCAGCACCUAAUCUUUAAGAACUGUAAAAAUUAUAUACACAUGGCUUUUUUAAUACAGGACUUCCUUUUUUCCAUUUGAGGAAAAUAGCACAUUCAAUUUGAAUGAUUCCCCCCACCUCCAUAAAGUAUCAUUUGUUUAUUUAUUUCCAUCUAUAAAUGGCUUGCUGUAAAAUAUCAUGAAGUGAUUUAACAAUAAAGACAUCAACAAUAAAACAAAUUCAUAUAUUAAAACAAUUUGAUAUAUAAAAAUGAUUUCCAGUCUCAUACAGAGAUGCAUACAAAACGUGACCGAUACAAGUAUACAGUGGUGUACAUACAAGCCAUUGCCAUGCAUAAGGGGGAAGCCACGAGACACCCUGUUCCUUUCUUGGCCACCAAAUUUCCACUAAAGAAGGCAAAAGUGAAGAAUUCUGCAGGAAGCACAAAAAGAUAAGGGUAACAGAACUGAAAUUCAUUUAAGGUGUUUUUUUGUGUACACCUCCUACCAGGAAUCAAUAGAAAACAUUAAUUCAGUUUGUUAGUUGAGCUGUGCUGCUCUUUAUUAUGCAGUGGAUAAAGCUGACUAAAACCAAGGUAUAAAGUUGCUACUGGAUUUCACCUGAAACAAGUUUUCUUUUUUUAAGGUUUCUGCUUAGAUGUUCCCAAGCAGUUUUGUGGGAAAGGAAAGGAAUUCUGAUAAGGCCAUAGAGAUUUGGGGAGGAGGAAUCACAAAUCAUGAAGGCGCCAUGCACUUGCAUGGGGCUAUGCCUUGUUGGAUAGUGUGGGGACUGUUUCUCAGUGAGCCUCCUUAGGUUUGUGGCGCACGGCAAUUUGUCAGCCAGGGGACUGCCUUCAUUUACGUUGUGUGCUUUGACUCGCUUGUUGAGUCAUUGGAAGCCAUUACGGUGGUAUCUCAGUUUAAGAACAGCCCUGUUUACAAACUAUUUGGUUUACGAACUCCGCAAAACCGGAAGUAGUGUCCCGGUUUGCGAACUUUACCUCAGUCUAAGGACAGAAUCCGAACGGUGGAAGGGCACCGGCGGUGGGAGGCCUCAUUAGGGAAAGCGCGCCUCGGUUUAAGAACAGUUUCAGUUUAAGAACGGACUUCCAGAACGGAUUAAGUUCGUAAACCAAGGUACCACUGUAUUUGCUUUAUUCUUAACUAUGGUGUUUUUCACAUCCAAGCAUAUAUAUUUUUUUGCUUUUAAUUUUAUAUUGUUAUGCAAUAACUAUUACAUUGCUUACCCUAAGUUAUGACAUUUACUUUGAUGGCACUCACUCUUUGAUAGUGUGUGUUGUUCUCUCAGGUGGUCGUCCCUUAAGGGAGACAAGAGAGGCCAGAUGGUUCAUUUCCAAGGUUGUAAUUCCAAUGUCAUGCCAUUGUUUAAAAUGCUUUAAAUACUCAAAUGGAUCUUCAAGAGGAAUGCAAAGUGGGAGCAGAGAGACAAUUUUCAUACCUCUUUUUUACACAACUAGAAAGAUCUCUCUCCUAAUUGCGAGACCUAUUUCCAAGGAAUUCAACUUGCUUUCUUUUGCCCUUCUGUGCAGUAUUUUGAACGCCAGCUGAGCAUCCUCUGUUCCCUGCAGUUCUUAGCUGCAGUCAUGCUUUCUGUUGCCUACUGUGGGGAAAAUGUCAGGUUCGUGGGGUUGCUGUCAGCUUUUAGCUAGCAGUUUGACUGAUGAGAUGAGAAACAAAAUGGAAGUCACUUCCCCAUCUCCCAACUCAAAAGUGUGCAAGGAGGAGAAAGCAGCAAGUAUGUUACUCACUGUAGGGAAACAGAGGAUUUUCUGGAAGACUUGCAAAAGCACAUUUAUGUAAUUUUAUCUACACAUACAACCCUUAUUUCUGUAGCAAUGAAGAGGAAGAUGGUUUUCCUAAACAGCUAAUAUUUGCAUUAAGAUAUACAGAGCAAUUCUGAUGCAUUUUCUCCUCCUUUUAAGCUUGUGCCUCCGUCCCCUGCGAUGUCCAAGUGACUAAGCCUGCAGUGAUUAGGCACACUUAUAUGGAAGCCAGAGCAAAACUCAAACAUUACAAAUAAAAGGAGGCUGCUUCAGAAAAUGGUAUCUCUCUACCAAGUCUCCUCCCACUACUCUGUAACAUGUAUAGGCACACUUCAUUUUAUUCCGCUUUGCUCCAUUGCGCUUCACAGAUAUUGCUCCUUUCGAGGUUGUGGGUGCUGCAGAGGAGUUUGGAUUUGAUAUCCCGCUUUAUCACUACCCGAAGGAGUCUCAAAGCAGCUAACAUUCUCCUUUCCCUUCCUCCCCCACAACAAACACUCUGUGAGGUGAGUGGGGCUGAGAGACUUCAGAGAAGUGUGACUGGCCCAAGGUCACCCAGCAGCUGCAUGUGGAGGAGCGGAGACACGAACCCGGUUCCCCAGAUUACGAGACUACUGCUCUUAACCACUACACCACACUGGCUCUCAGCAGCAGGCAGCCUGGCUGCGUCCAGGGAAAAGAAGCCCCUGUUGCCACCACCCCUCUUCUGGCCACCACAGUGGAGUUGGCUAAGGCUGGAGUCGGGUUUCCCCCCUCCCGUUCCUGCAGCCAGGAUGUAUAAGAAGUGCUUUGAUAAUUUAUAUGAAGCGCUAUAUUAAUGCAUAGGUGUUGUUCUUGUUCUUGUUAUUAUAGAUGAUAGACAAUUCAAAGGAUGGAUAAUUUUAUAAAACAUUGGACAACUAAAUUGUGAACCAGCAGUGUGAAAAGCAUGAGGACUAGCAUCUUGUUGGGGUGUUUUUAUAUCUUGUUGGGGUGUAUGUUAGUCUAGGAAGUCAUCAGCUACUGACUUUCUCUCAUGGGGAAAAAAAACUAUCAUGGGAAGACCAGAUUUGCACUAUUUUUAUACUCCAGGCUUGAAGUAUUUUAAUUUUUGAAAGUAGGUCACCUAAAGAUGUAAGAACGUUGCCUCUGGUUACAGGAAGGAAGCUGGAUUAAUUUAGAAUCUCAUUUUAUAUCAUGGGAAACUUGACCUAUGUUUAAUAUAUUGACUUAAGUUAUCCAGUUGUUGGAUUUUAGAUAGAUAAAUGAUAGAUAGAUAGAUAGAUAGAUAGAUGAUAGAUAGAUAGAUAGAUAGAUAGAUAGAUAGAUAGAUAGAUAGAUAGAUGAUAGAUAGAUAGAUAUAGAUUAAAGAUAUAGAUUAUAGAUCUAGGUCUAGAUAUAUAUGUGUAUACUUAAAAGGUUUGAUUAAAUGAACCCAGGCAAUAGAAUGAAGUUUUUGUGAAACCAAAAAAUAUCAACUCCUCCCCUGUUUCCGUUAGUUAAACUAUGGAUUGUCUCCAUCAGAUCACAUAGCUUUAGGGAGGUAGGGAGUUGGAGGAAAAGCUACCUUCACUUCAUAAUUGCUGCUGACCAGGCAAAUAUCCAAAGGAAAUCCCUCAGGACUUCAGGAGAAUUAUCAUGUGUAGCAGUAAACAUUUAGCACCACCCCAAAGUGGAUUUUAAUCAGAUAAAAAAGCUUGUGAACUCAUAUUCCUCUCCUGGGGAUUCUCUUCCUUUGGAACCAGAAGAAAAUGGAGGAGUACCAUCUUUUUCUAAAUCCUGUGCAAUUUAAUUAGUCAUUGGAAAUGACUUGUCCUUCCUAAAAUAUGCAGCAAUGGAUCUGAUUGCUGCAUGAGAAUUUGAUGUUGGUGUUUAAUUCUAGUGACUGUUUCGUAAUUGUUUUGUAAUCGUUACUGUGAUCCUGGUUUUUAUACUGUUGUUUUGAUUUAUGAAUUGGUUGAACUGUAGAUUCAGUUGUGGAUCUUUGAGUGUUUGCCACCUUGAAUUUCAUUGGGAAAAUCUGUGGAAUAUCAGUUUUUGAAAUAAAAUAAAUAUGCACCUAGGCAUUUUUUGUCUUUAGACUUUAAGUUCCAUAUUCCAUAUGUGAAUUCUACCCUUACCAUGGAUAGCUGACAGGAUCCUUCCCACAAUGAAGUGGCUCAGCAGAAUCAGAACUUCCAAUUCACUGUGUUCUUAAUCCUCAUGCACCAAAAUUUGGUGGGACUUAACUAGGGUUGGUCCACAGUCUAUGAGGCAGCUGUCUAAUCGUAUCUCACACAUGUUCCAUUGCACAGACCCAGGCCAUGGUUAUUUUCUUGAGGUUUGGACAAGUGAUACUCCAAACUAGUGGGACCGUGGCCCACAGAGAGCGCACAUGAAAUUAAAAUGUACAGCCCACUGCCCCUGUUUUAUAUUUCUUCCUGCUUCAGCCUAGUUUUAAUAUUUUCACAGGGAAAACUUCAGGUGGUUUUUUUUGUUGUGGUUUUUUAUUGUAUUACUACGAUUGAUACUUCAAUAGCACAGGAAUCUUGAUACGCAUGUCUUCUUCUCUUGUGCAGAAUCAAGUGAGCAUGAAGAGAAGAGUACAGGUGCCUCAGGUGAAACUUCCUCACAGCCUUAUCCUGCACCAGUAUAUAGCCAACCUGAAGAGGUAAAAGAGGAUAUGGAUGUAACAAAGCAACCCAAACCAGAAGAAAAUGAUGAAUUGGGCCCAUUGCCUGACAAUUGGGAGAUGGCUUACACAGAGAAGGGAGAAGUCUACUUCAUUGA
This is a messenger RNA of Podarcis lilfordi (Lilford's wall lizard), 5712 nucleotides long. NCBI's taxonomy places the organism in Eukaryota, Metazoa, Chordata, Lepidosauria, Squamata, Lacertidae. The record is from the annotation of a GenBank genome assembly.